CCUCAACUCCCAUCAUUCUACAGGAGUUUAAACAUAUGUGUCUAGAUGAAAGUCAUUUGUUUACUCUAGCAUUAGCUUGUCAGUCGUCCCUGGCAACGAAGCAGUUGUUAGAGUCAGGGUUCCCAGCAGUGUUGGCUCAGGGAUUGUUUGAGUUCUGUAAUCGUGUGAUAUCAACAUUCGCUGAUUCAUGGUCACAGCCUGAGGGAAUAUCAGAUUCUUGUAAGAGUAUGACUGGAACAACUGGGGAUAGCACAAGUACAACUAAUAACCAUACAGGUUUGAUGGUGACAGCUGACAUGGUAUCUGCAGUAUUAAAUUUUUUCUCUGAGAUCUCAUCUCUACCAGCUAUGAAGGACUGGCUGGGUGGUGCUGAUGGUAACAUAUUCUGGCCGGUACUUCUAACAAUGUUGUGCAAUACACCUUUACACAGUCCCAUAUCUGUCACCACGUUCCCACAAAAAUUUGAGUUGAUCUCAGCAGAAGAGAGAGCGUGUAUAGAAACAGCGUCUGUUAAAUUUUUCCGGAGUGUGAUAUCAUGUCAUGUACCUAACCAGAUGUUAUUUGCUAAAGUUCUAUAUGAUGUCAUCAAAGAACAAGGAUCUACUAAUAAAGCUGCAGGUUUAGGUAUUUGUCCACUGUCUGGAUUCACUAGACGACUUUUCCUCCAAGUUCUUCUUGAAGAUGAGAAUAUUCUUGUGGCAUUCCGGGCUGCACCGAAACAAUACCACAUACACGUACCUACACCUCAGGGCUGUCUGCAGCACCCACAGUUUGGAGCAGGACGCAGGUUCAGGACAAUGCAAGUCAAUAUGCAUAUUACCGUUGGUGAACUCAUUAACAAAGUAUCAGAUACACCAAGUUUAGCAGCACAGUUAUUAGAUGUACAGAAUGGUAAGAAAUCAGAUGAGUCUAAAGAAAGCACAUGUCAGAUAGGGCUGGAGCUUGUAGAUGUCAUAGAAAAUAUCUCUGUUGGCAAAUCAGAUACAAGUAUGGCUGAUAAAACAAGUUCAAGUCAGCUUCCAAAGAGCCACCUCUGGUCAAAAGUUACAACAGCAAAUACUACACCUAGUAGUUCAAAGGCUUCAUUGCCCCCUCGUCCCCCAACAAGAAGAGGUCGCAACAAUGAUUCUCUGUCUAAGCAUCUUUCCAUUCCAGUGCUUUCACUUAACCAUAAACUGGUUACAAAUAAAUCACUUCCAUCAGAUGUCACUCUGUCACAGUUGAUGCAAGUAUUACAAGGGCAAGGUCUCACUCAAGGUCAAGAUGUCCUUGAUUUUAUACUCCAGUUGCAGAAUGGACCAGUUCCUACCAAAACAGAUCUGACUGAUGAUCCUGAUGAGAUACCAGACGAUGUGUUGAUGGCGUCACCACCAUUCCCAACACCACUACAAGUGUUUGCAAGUAGUAAUGGUUUAGCAUUACUAGCGGAACAUCUGCCUCUCUUAUAUCCCGAGAUAUCACGUCAAAUGAACUCAUCAGAGUCUGGGGAAGUCACACCAAAUGUAACUGUGGGCAAUAAUGAUCCUAGUCAAGAUUGGGUCACUGUUGAUUCUUAUCCAGAAGAUUUUUAUAUGUUAUUUGAGCCUGUAUCCCCUGUUCCUCAGAGUAGUCGAGGUCAUCAUAUAGGAAAUCCAACUAUUCCCCCACACUCUCUAGUAGCGUUUGGCCUGUUUCUGAGAUUACCAGGAUAUGCCGAGGUGUUACUGAAGGAGAGGAAGAAAGCCCAGUGUUUACUACGACUGAUGCUGGGAGUGACAGAUGAUGGCGGCGGAGGUCAGAUUCUUACAUCUGCUAUUGCCAGCUCAUUGCCAACAUUACCAUUCAUUGUUUUGAAAUCCUUGUUUGAUACAACACCCCUGACAACAGAUGACGGUGUGCUACUGCGUAGAAUGUGUCUGGAGAAUGGAGCACUUCAUCUUAUAUUAGCUUGCCUCUCUGUACUUAGUCAUCAUUCACCAAGAGUUACUGUCCCUGGAUUUCAACAAGAGGCCUAUUCCAUGCUGAGUGCUAUGCAGACACCUACAUCAACACCAAGCCAGGUACCAGGCCCCUCAGAAGAGAAAUCCCAACAAUACUGGGCUAAGGGAACUGGUUUUGGCACUGGGUCUACAACAUCAAGCUGGGAUGCAGAACAAGCCUUGAUACGACAAAAAAGUGAAGAGGAACAUGUCACAUGUCUUUUACAGGUUUUGGCAAGUUACAUCAACCCAGGUGGAAGUGUUCCUGAUCAGUUUGAAGAUGAUGAUUAUGAGCCUGCUACAGAGCGGACAUUGUUACCUGACAUUGUACCGGACAUGUUAACUCAGUCAUGUCUUGUACCAGCACUAUCAUCUUACCUCAGGAAUGAUUCUGUUCUAGAUAUGGCAAGGCAUGUACCUCUGUAUAGAGCAUUACUACAGUUACUACGAGGUAUUUCAGUGUGUCCAUCACUGGUUAUGUUACUGUUACCUCUAGACAAGGAGAAUGGUGGGGAGACAGCUACAGCUGUAGGUGAACUACUGGAGAAGAUGAGAGCAUGUGUUGAUACAUAUGCCAGUAGACUCAAAUCAAACAAAGGUAAGAUAGGUGGCACCAAGGAAGAGGAGGAGGAAAAUGAAGGACUUGCUAUGUUGAUACCUGAUAUACAAGAGACAGCUAGAAUAGUUCAUACAGCCACUAGUAGACUUAAAGAACAUGAAGGAACAGGUGAGGAGAACAGUGAGAUUGACCAGGAAAUGAAGCGGGAUACAUCACAGGAUAGCAUUGAUCAAAUCUACCUCUCAGAGAUGCAGAAACUACAGUUUGAUCAGUAUGAAAUGGUGACAGAAGAAGGGCCGACAAUAAAGUUUACAGUUAGGCAUCACUAUGAGAACAAUGUAAAAGCUGCAGGAGAAAUAAAUAACCCAACUAGGAUACGACGUCUAGCCCAGGAGGCGGUAACUUUAUCAACAUCCCUCCCUCUCUCUGUCAGCAGUAGUGUAUUUGUUCGCUGUGAUGAGGAAAGACUAGAUAUCAUGAAGGUUUUGAUAACUGGACCAGAAGAUACUCCCUAUGCUAAUGGAUGUUUUGAAUUUGAUGUUUAUUUUCCACAAGAUUACCCAAAUGCUCCACCAUACAUUAACCUAGAGACCACUGGAAACCAUACUGUCAGAUUUAACCCUAAUCUAUACAAUGAUGGAAAGGUUUGUUUAAGUGUGUUGAACACCUGGCAUGGUAGACCAGAGGAAAAAUGGAGCUCUCAAACAUCGAGCUUUUUACAGGUGUUAGUUUCUAUCCAGUCACUAAUCUUGGUGUGUGAGCCAUACUUUAAUGAGCCAGGUUAUGAGAGGUCACGUGGUACACCAUCUGGUAAUGCCAGUUCUAGAGAAUAUGAUGCCAAUAUUAGACAGGCCACAGUGAAGUGGGCAAUACUUGAACAGAUCAAAUGUCCACCACCAUGUUUCAAGGAUGUAGUAGUGAAACAUUUCUGGUUGAAACGCCACAAGAUCUUACGGCAAUGUGAGGAAUGGAUUGCCGAGAUGGAGAUUUAUUGUAAUGAUAAGAGGACUGGAAGAACAAUAUCUCAUAGUACAAUGGCACUUAAGAAACAUUACAACCAGUUACGAGAAGAAUUUUCCAAGAUGAAGCCCCCUGAAGGUCUUGAAGAUGUUGAAAAAGGAGACAUAGACCCUAAAGGCAAGCAUUACAGCACGGACCAGUCAGGGGCAUCAGGAAGUAAAGACUCACCACAGAUAGUUCCAGCUGAUAACAAUGCUAACUCUAUGCUGGCACAAAAUCUUAGCUCACUAGUUUCUGACUCGGACAUUAAUGGAAUUGCAUCGACUGCAAAUUGCUGACAUACGGCAGCACUAUCUGUGAUUAUUGACUGUUAACUGUGAUGUUAUAACAGAAGACUGGUUGCCAAACAUUAUACAAACUGUGAUGUUAUAACAGAAGACUGGUUGCCAAACAAUAUACAAACUGUGAUGUUAUAACACUAGAAUGCAUGCUGUUUGUACUGUCUGUUUGUGUCAACUGUAGUAUCUACACUAGGUAAUAAAUGUCACUGCACCAGGCUUGUUUACAAAAAUAACAAUGUUGCUUAUUUGCUCUUUCUAUACCUUGUUCAGAGAAUAUUUCAUAGCUGUAUUUAAUACUGGAACUAACAUAUUUCCACAGUAAAGUUAUCAGUUGCCUCUGAUCUGAAUUAUCCUUAAUUCAAUUUAAAGAUAACUUUAUUUUUAUUGUGAUUAGAGUGCAAGUUAAAUCAAGCGAUGGGAUCAUUUGUAAUUUUAUAAUAAGUCUGAGAACAAAUAUUACGUUACUAUGAAGUGUACAGAAAACAAAAAAGGCAGACUAGGUCGGUAAUGUAAAUACGCCAUCUUUGUAUAAUCCUAGGUUCCUAAUACGGUAUUUGGUAAGUUUAGUUAGAGUUUGUGAAAAAAAAGAGGCCAUGCAAGUGUUUAAAUCUUCAGAAUGCUUAAAUGAAAAUAUGAAAAUUGUAUACUGCCAGAACUGGACCAUUUUCCCAUGCUUGUUAGUACCUAAGGUCAUUUUAUUUCUAGAAAAUGAUUGGAACAUUUGUAUAACACAUGAGAGAAAAAGUAUGUUUAAAUGAAGGUGUAAUUCUGUAUUUCACUUACAUUAUGCAUGUUGUUUAUGUAUUAUUUCAUGCUUCAAUUUUACUAAUUGUAUAAUUCCAAAUAGUAAUUUAUUGAAAGUUUAUUUCAAUGUAAAUAUUGUCUACAUUCGUAUAUAGAAGUUUAUUAGUAUGCAUGGCAGUUUUUUUAAUGAAUAAGGGCUAUAUAUUGUCUUUCAAGUUUACAAGUAAAAGUGCAUAUAUCUCAUUCUGUCUGUUGUCUGUUACAUGUAUUAAAACAAUGUAAACAAUAUGAAAGACAAUUCAAUUUUUUUUUUUUCAUUUUUUUGUUUUUGGUAAUUGUCUGUUAAAAUUUUAAUUUAUUUAACAAUAGUAGAUCAAUUUCUUUUAUCAAGAGGUAAUUUAGGAUUUUUUUAUAUAUAUAUUAUUGUUUGAUAAUUAGUGUUUUCACUAGUAUUUGUUUUUAUAUAAAACUUUCACAAAUUAAACUGCCUGUCAUUAUUAUUGAUAAAUAUUUUGUCCGAGUUUACUGGUUUAUAUGAUUAAUGCAUUUCCUACUUUUAUGCUCAUCCAGAAGUUCACUGGCCUAUAUAUAUAUAAUAACUUUUCAUGGUUGCUAAUGUCCAAUUUUUUUAGACCUUUAGUUGUAGUGCAGUGAAGAAAUAAUCAUAAAAAUUAAGAAUAAUUUGUCAUUCCUUUUUGAGCACUUACUUAUUUAUUUGAAUUUCAUAAUGACAUUUCCAGUGGAAAUUGAAAAUUUGCUGCUUUUUUAUUGUUGAGAAAAUGGAUAAAUAUAUGGUUAGUGAGUUUUCUUCAUUUACAUGAUUUUUUUUCCAUAUUUAUAGUCCAUUGUAUAAAACAGAAGAACUUUAAAAAAAAAUCUUCUAUUUCUAAAACAGUAAAUAUUCUGUUUGUAAUUGAAAAAAAAUAUUUUUUUUUCAAUAAUGAGAUAGGGUUAUGGAUUUACCUAUGCAUUGGUUUUACAUUUUGUCAAGGCUCCACGUGAAAAUACUUUUGUGCUUUAAAUGAGGCAUGGAUGAGUAUCCAAGUUCUUUCUCUACAAGGUGCCAUGUCACCUUGACAAUGUCAGUUUUAAGUUAAAAUCUUUAAAAAAAAUUAAAUUGUUUAACUUAGACGGUAAAAUCUUGUAAAAAAUUGUUUUCUUUUUAACAGGAAAUAGAAACCAUUAACAUUAAUGUAAACUAUAACUUUUGUUUUUCAUGUAAUAUCUUUAUAUUUAUUUGUAUCUUAUUUCAGAAAUGUUAUACAUGAAAGACUGUAAGAGCUAUUCAUUUUAAUCUACAUGUAUGUAUGUUAUAUACUAUAUAUAUUUUGAUGUUAAAAUUAUGUGUCAGAGUUAGAGGAGUUUUAUUAUUUCUGUAUUAAUAUUUGAUCUUAUUUUGUUAACAGAUAGUUGAUUGUAUAUAGCGUAUGUUGUUUUCUUUAGCUUAUGUUUCACUAUUGUUUAAACGUAUUUGUUAUGAUCAGGUCUCUAUGUAGACUGUAGCUGUACUAUAGUUACAUGACUGAUAAAAUAAACACAUGGAACAAUGUAAA
Molecule: messenger RNA, 6115 nt
Organism: Ruditapes philippinarum (Manila clam)
Lineage: Eukaryota; Metazoa; Mollusca; Bivalvia; Venerida; Veneridae
Product: baculoviral IAP repeat-containing protein 6-like
Exons: 20
Coding region: 36-3815 (1259 amino acids)
Biological process (GO): negative regulation of apoptotic process
Cellular component (GO): nucleus
Molecular function (GO): cysteine-type endopeptidase inhibitor activity; ubiquitin conjugating enzyme activity
Source: RefSeq, a predicted model, not a curated record